This is a messenger RNA of Megalobrama amblycephala (Wuchang bream), 1643 nucleotides long. It is a transcript of the gene aqp11, whose product is annotated as aquaporin 11. Lineage: Eukaryota; Metazoa; Chordata; Actinopteri; Cypriniformes; Xenocyprididae. The transcript is spliced from 3 exons. Bases 212 to 1039 code for a protein of 275 amino acids. Gene Ontology annotation, molecular function: channel activity. Gene Ontology annotation, cellular component: membrane; cytoplasm. Gene Ontology annotation, biological process: transmembrane transport. The record is from RefSeq and is a predicted model, not a curated record.
UAUUAAGGUUACGUGCUUGAACACUCCAGGAAGUUAUUAAAGCAACGUAUGCAUCCGCUAUUUAAUAUUCACGAGUCAAGCCUUUUGCCAUAGUAAACUGCACAGAUUGAAUUGCAGUAGGAGGGGUAAAUGGCGCGAAGGCGGAACCGCUCUAAAGUUGCCUGACUGGAUUAGAGUUUUGAACGAUUAUUCGUAGCGAGGCAGGGCAGAGAUGGCCGAUCUCACCGUAUCUCUGUCCUUACUGGUGGGAAUUGUAGUUUUUAGUGAGGUGGCGAGAAGGACUGCUUCAUAUCUAUUCCCAAAUCGUACAUGGAUCAUCUAUGUGCUGGAGUUUAUUUCCACCUUUCAGUUGUGCGCGUGCACGCACGAGUUAAAGCUGCUCGCGGAGGUGGGCAGAGUGGAGCCGCAGAUCGGACUGACCCUCACGUACCUCAUCUCGGUGGUCCACGGGCUUUCAUUCCACGGUGCGAUCUGUAACCCUACCGGUGCUCUUGAGCAACUCUGCCGCGGGACUCUCACGCGCAGAUGCGCAUUGGCACGGAUCUCAUGUCAGCUGAUCGCGGCUGUGGUGGCACGGCUCGUGAUGCCUCGCGUUUGGUCACUAACGCUCUCUGACAUGCAUGCACAGCACACACUGAUGGCCUUUAAAUGCACGAACAGCCCAAUUAAUGCCCCUCUGCUGCAGGCCGCCGCGGUGGAGCUGAGCUGCGCGUUUGUGAUGCACACUGCUGUAUCUCACGUGGACAAAGUGGAGGAGAAAUAUCGGGUUCAUGCAAUAGCUGCUGUCAUCACCACCUUAGUCUAUGCGGGUGGACAUCUCACCGGAGCUGUGUUCAACCCAGCACUGGCAUUCUCAAUACAGUUCCCCUGUCCUGGAAACACUUCUGCUGAGUACAGUUUUGUGUACUGGAUGGGACCAAUACUAGGUAUGACAGGCUCUCUGCUUCUUUUUGACAAAGUGAUCCCAGCCAUUUCAGGAAAAAGCACAAUUCCAAAGCACCUGAACUCUAAUGGACUCAAGAAGAAAAAGAUGAAGUGAAUUAAGACAGUUUUAGAGUACUUAGUAAUUACUCAUGCAUAAUAUGUAGAUAUACUGUGAAUAUAUAUAAUAUGACAUAUGAAUAUGAAUAUUUCUAGCUCAUCUCAAAGUAAUAAUGAAUCUGAAGGGACCUUAAUGGUUUCAUUUUUAGAAGGGUUUUACUGACAUUCUUGCUUUCAAAAGUCUUAAAUGUCAUUUUUUAAUGACAACAUAUAUAUUCAUGAAGCACAGUGAUUAUGUAAUGACACAUAGGUGCAGGUUUACAGGUCUUAACAAAUGGACAUUCCUAGAAUAAGACAUGUGAAGUGUUCUAACAGUGCUGUGUUGGGAUACUAUUUUGUGUUUUGUUCUACUAGCGAUGAUUCUUACCUAGUAAUAGGUAAAUGUUAAAGUAGGACUACUAAUCUUAAGCACAGUUUUGCAGUGCCUUUGGAUUAUCCUGGGUAACAUAACCUUGAUAAACCAGACCAGAUAGAGUGCCACGUCUACAAGCAAAUGCAAAAUGUGAAAUAUGGCAUAACACACUCCUGUGUUAUAAGAAAUGAAAUGAAGCAGCGCUAAAAUCUAUUUAUGAGGCUGUUUUUAAUUAAACUUUACAUAAAAA